GCACCAAAACCAACACAACAACCAACAGUUCAAAAUCCAGCACAACAACCAACACAACAACCAACGCAACAACCAACAGUUCAAAACCCUGCACAACAACCAACAGUUCAAAACCCUGCACAACAACAACCACAAACAGAGCAAGGACAUAAAAGAAGUAGAGAACAAGGAAACCAAGAAUUCUUA
Trichomonas vaginalis G3 is the source of this 186-nucleotide messenger RNA. RefSeq names its product protein of unknown function, DUF4106 family. The transcript has a single exon. Lineage: Eukaryota; Parabasalia; Trichomonadida; Trichomonadidae. The record is from RefSeq and is a predicted model, not a curated record. The annotation marks the transcript as partial.